AUGAAUUUAAAUGUUUACGAAGGUACAAAAGCAGUAAGAAAAGUUAAAAGCCUUGAAGAAGAGGCACAGGGUACUAAUUUAGGUGUAUUACCAUUUGGUGUAUCAAUAUUGUUAUCUAAAAAUCAUGUAGAGUUUACUGUAACAUUGGAAGCUAAAAAAUCCAAUAACGAAACAGUUUGGUUGGGAUUUUAUUUUUCAUCAUCAUUUCUAAAAUUUCAAAAAAUAUUUAAAAAAACAAAUGGAUCAAUUGAUAAUUUAAGUUACGAAAAUAUAUCAUCAAUUCUUCAUAGAAAUUUAGUUACAAAAUUUGAGGAUCCAUAUAGCUGUCCAUUAUAUAUUACAGGAUCAAAUGAUAGUAGAGCAUAUUGGACUAUUUUACAUAAUAACUCAAUUAUUGGUCAUAUUCCAUUACACAGAUCAGAUUCUUUUCACUCUUUACAAUCAUAUCCAGUUUUAUAUUUAGAGAAUGAUAUUCAAAUUGUAAUUGGUACAGAUUUAGAUAGAAAUCAAAUAUUCCCAUCAUAUCCAAAUGUAGAUACAUUGUAUAACUCAACAUUACGUAAUAUAGAUACAGUUUUUUCACAAAAUAAGUGGUCUGCAACUGUUAUACCAGUAAUUAAACAAAACGAGGAUGAUCCACAACAAAGCGAAUCACAACAAACAUCACCAGCACCAUCACCAAAUUCUUCAGGUUCAAAUAUUCCAACAUCAUUAUCACCAUCAACAAGCUCCAAUAGUGUUAGCAAUGUGGCCGCUCCAUCAUCUUCAAAAAAGAAAUUCGAUUUAUAUGCAAAGCAGUUAUUAUCAAAGAAUCAAUUUGAUUUGGAGAAGCUUUCAAGAUGGUUUAUAAAAAAAUUUAAUUCCAGUUCACCCUUAACAUUUGCAUAUGGUGUUUCCAUGUACAGAAAAUCAAAUACUAAAACAAUGGAUCUUUUAACCUUAAAAACUCUUCAAACUGGCAAAACAUAUAUUGUAAAUUUAUUACACACUUUCAGAUUAACACCAAGCUUAGAUUACUUUAAAGACCCUUAUAUUCAAAAAUCUUUUGAACUUUCAAAUUUACCACAGUAUACCCAAAAAUUUUUUCAGGAAAUUGGGGAAAAAAAAGGAUUUGCCCCAGGGGUAUGGGUUUAUUAUUAUUUUCGGCCGAAAAAAACCCCAAAAACCUAA
Molecule: messenger RNA, 1170 nt
Organism: Dictyostelium purpureum
Lineage: Eukaryota; Evosea; Eumycetozoa; Dictyosteliales; Dictyosteliaceae
Exons: 4
Coding region: 1-1170 (389 amino acids)
Source: RefSeq, a predicted model, not a curated record